ACUGAUCUAUGCAUCAUGGGGCAAGGAAAUUCUUGGCAACAAGGAUCACAGGACAGGCGCUUAAGCUGGAAAAGUCUACAAACAAAUGAAACGGACACACUUCUGAAGACCACAAAGCACUCUAAUGCUGUAGCAGUGAUGAGGCUAACCAAACCUACCUUGUUCACUAAUAUUCCGGUGACUUGUGAAGAAAGAGAUUUGCCAGGUAAUCUAUUUAACCAGCUCAUGAAAGAUGAUCCCUCUACUGUAAAGGGGGCUGAAACUUUGAUGUUAGGAGAAAUGCUGACUUUGCCUCAAAAUUUUGGAAAUAUAUUCCUGGGAGAGACAUUUUCCAGUUACAUUAGUGUGCACAAUGAUAGCAAUCAAGUUGUUAAGGACAUACUGGUAAAGGCUGAUCUUCAGACGAGUUCUCAGCGCUUGAACCUUUCAGCUUCUAGUGCUGCAGUAGCAGAACUUAAACCUGACUGUUGCAUUGAUGACGUGAUCCAUCAUGAAGUAAAGGAGAUAGGAACACACAUCUUAGUUUGUGCAGUAAGUUAUACUACGCAGACUGGAGAGAAGAUGUACUUCAGAAAAUUCUUCAAAUUUCAGGUUCUUAAACCACUAGAUGUGAAAACCAAAUUCUACAAUGCAGAGAGUGACCUCAGUUCUGUGACAGAUGAAGUGUUUCUGGAAGCUCAAAUUCAGAAUAUCACUACCUCUCCAAUGUUUAUGGAGAAGGUUUCUUUAGAGCCAUCUAUGAUGUACAAUGUUGCAGAACUGAACACAGUUGACACAGCAGGGGAAAGUGAGUCUACUUUUGGCGCAAGGACUUAUUUGCAACCUAUGGAUACACGUCAAUACUUGUACUGUCUAAAACCAAAGCAAGAAUUUGCAGAGAAAGCUGGAGUAAUAAAAGGUGUAACAGUGAUUGGUAAAUUAGACAUUGUAUGGAAAACUAAUCUGGGUGAACGAGGAAGGCUGCAAACUAGCCAGCUCCAAAGAAUGGCUCCUGGUUAUGGUGAUGUAAGGCUUUCAUUGGAGACAAUACCAGAUACUGUAAAUUUGGAAGAACCUUUUGACAUUACAUGUAAAAUAACAAAUUGCAGCAGUGAAAGGACUAUGGAUCUGGUUUUAGAAAUGUGCAAUACUAAUUCCAUCCACUGGUGUGGAGUUUCAGGAAGGCAACUUGGGAAGCUGCACCCAAGUUCAUCACUCCAUCUUGCACUUACAUUGUUGUCUUCAGUGCAGGGAUUGCAGAGUGUCUCCGGCCUAAGACUCACAGACACAUUUUUGAAGAGAACAUACGAGUAUGAUGAUAUUGCACAAGUCUGUGUAGUUUCUUCAGAAAACAAGCAAAGCUGAAGAAAAAAAUGUGUAGUUUUAGUGGGUUUUUUUUGACCAACUUCUUGAUGUUUUUGCAGUCAAUUGUUCUAAAAUGAGUACAAACAAAAUCAAAUCCCUAUAUAGCUGUAAAUGUGAUAAUAAUUAUUUAAUUUCUCUGAGCAUUUCUUGAAUGUUUUAAAAUAUUUUAAAACAUGCAUAUGCAUUUUAUCUACUAAAAAUAAAACCUUUGAAAAAAGUGUAGUUCUAGCAAAUUAUAUUGCAUUUACAUCAUCUCAGGACAGGAGGAUGAGAUUGAUAAGAAAUAUUAGCAUUUUGUGCUUAUUUUUCUUAUUUUAAUUUUUUUAAAGUAUUAAAAGUAAAGUAUUAAAAUCAUGGCUCUGACAAGACUACUUCAGUUCAAAAGAACUGACCUUUCACAGACAAGUUUCUGGAAUCCAAAUCCAAAAAAAAAAAAGCAUUGGGCACCUGGCAUAGCAGUGUGUUUGCAUGGUACAUGUCUAGCCAUAGGAAAUAAAACCUGAUAAAGGCAUGAGAUGAGAGAGUGCAGCUGGCACUGUUAGAGGCACUUGGAGCUAGGAAUUGAAGUAUAAGCAAAGACAGUGUUGGUUGUGGCUCACUCUUUGAGGAGGAAGCAAUACAGCAAAUCUGUCCCAAUUAUCUGCUGUCAUGAGCAGAGUUGUGCAUCCCUGCAAUACAGGACAUGUUGUUAACAGGCAUGUUACUUUCCAAGUAGUAGGGAACUGAAAACUAAAAUAGCAGAACUCAGGUAGUUUCUUAUUUUUAAAAGAAGGUGGUGCCAAUUAUUCUUCCCAUCCCAGAGUCAAUUAAAUAGAUUUUUAAAGGAAAAAAAAAAGGAAAAAACCACCCUGCAUUGCUGCCUUAGAUCAAGUUCUCUAAAGCAUACACAGGAGGAAGUUUUGGGCCUGGUCAAGCACUACAAUCUGCUUUUCCCUAGCUUUGUUUUGACAAAAACAGAAAAUGUUUUUGGCUGAAAUAUCUAUGGUUACCCAGAGGUAGCCAUUUUGUAGAUAAAAUGGCAACUGUCUUUCCUAGUUUAACACUAGUUAAACUAGUGUUAAAGACUAAUCAGCAGCUUGUAUUUCUCAACUACCAUGUUGGCACUUAGCAACUUUAUAGUUAGUUUUGACACUAUUUUACUUGAGCUUCCCAUGUAUAAAUCUUAAGAGUAUUAUUCAGUGUUAAAAUACUGGAUAAAUUGAGAACCAGCUUUGUAUAUUGAGAAACUAUGUCCAUACAGGAAACGAUAAAUUAGAAAUUUAUCCUGCCUAUGUGAUAAAAUCCAACCAACAUGAACAGGUAUAUAAAGAAUGCAAUUUAUCUGUUACUUGAGAUACAGAAAAAAUUAAACCAGAAAACCACAACUAUACAGACAAAAAAGUAUAUCACUUUAUUUAUAAUAUAUCUUUGAGUUAAACGACACAAACUGAAGGAGAUGUAACCACAUGGCAGUAAGAGGUAGGACAGAUACAGAAAUAGUAGACAUGUUGCAUUAUGCCAGUAUGACUUUCUGUUGCCAUAAAACAAUCUACUCGAAGUUACAGAGCUAGUUCUAUCUCAGUAUGCAUGAGUGAUUUUACUUUGCACUUGUUACAAAACCAAGAGUGCAACUGAAACAAUUUCUAAGCUGAAUAUUUCUUUAAGUGUCUUUAUGAUCAUAGUUAGAAGAAUAUACUCCCAUGCAAGCAGGUUACAGGAGUUCACAACUGAUUGCAAAAUACUUUGUUCUCUAACAAAUUAUUGUACUUGUACACUAAUGGAACAGUAAUGAUACAAAACCAAUUAGGUGUAAAUGCAGAUUUGCUCAGUUGAAUGAUAAACUGCAAUUGAUCUUAAAUUAAAGCAAUAUUUACAGGGAUGGUGGUUUACCACUUUAUCUAGCAAGAUGAAAAAUUGUAGCACAAGAUACAGUGCAGUUACUACACGGGAAAAGAUUCCUUCCACACCCUGUGAUUAAGACAUGUUGCGUGACUGAAACAAUCUAGGCAAUUCAAAGAAAAGCAGACUUUAGCAUAAAUGAUCUCUCUGUUCAUGGUUUCAGUGGAAAAGCACGUAAUGACAGCUCCUGUUACUGGUUUCACUGUUUUUUGUUUAGGCUAUAAAGCCCUUUCUGUUAAUACAUAAGAAAUAGAGAAUGUUUACUAGUAAAGUAUUGUGCCAGUCAGUUGUAGCACGUUCCUGAAGGCUUAGCUAAUGCUGUUAACAUUUUAAUAUAUACUCUGUAUUAUCUGAAGUAAAACCUAAACACAAAAAUAUUGUAGCAUGUGAAAAGAAAGUUACAAUUCCAUGAAGAUGACUUCAAGAGUAGUUUUCAGGUAACUAACCCAAUGCUUCAUUCCAUUUAACCUUGGGGAUUGUUCUCCCAUAAAUCCAAUAAGCUAUCGAGCUUGUAUUUAACAGUACAAGUACACAACUUCUUCUGCCCUUUCUGGAUCUUAACAUACUUUGUCGUUCUUAAGGAACUCUCAUUAAAUUCUUGACACUCUGUUUCAAAGCAGAAAAGUAACUGCAUGAGGAUUGCUCUUGCAAAGUGAGAAUAAUUUGAGUUUGUACAGAGAUAUUGGCAGAGCUGCCCACUCCACCAUGGAUUUUUUUGGUUCCCCCUAUCUAAGUUAGUGAAACACACUUUGGGCAGUUGAAGAUAAGAAAGAGAAUUAAAAGGAACUGUGAAGUUUAACAUACUAGGUACAAUGCUUCUCUCCUGACACAACACACUAUUCCAAGUAAUACAUGUACGCUUUUUGUAGCCCACCCAGAGCCUCCAUAAAGCUUCCUUCUAAAUGGUAGUCCUGUCCUACACAGUGUAAUUAAACUUAAUUAAGCUUCCUUGAAUGAAUAAUGUUCAGGAUCUGAGCUACCUCUGACAAAAGAUCCCUUUAGGGAUUCUCUUUCUUGUCAUCAGAUGUUGAGUCAGAAGCUGUUACUUGAAAAUGUAUUUAAUGUAAAGCUUAAGUAUCUCUACAACCUGAAGAAAGCAGCUACACCAACUUAAAGUGAGAAUUUUCAAAAGCAUUUUAAUGCUGUACAUAGGCAAGCUAUUCAAAUAAAGUAUGAAAUGUCUUAAACUUGUUUAUGUAUUAAGUGUAAUUUACCUCUUUAUUCAACAGAUGGUAAUAUGGAUUUCCUAGAUUUGUGUUUUCUCUAAUUCCUUUCAUUUCUCCUUGGAUCAGCAUUUUUCUGUCUGGUUUAGUAGGGCAAGAUUCAUACCGUAGAUGUACAACAAUAAUUUGUUAGAAUUAAGUAUAUUACUUAGCCCCAAAUUUUUUAUUUGCUUCUGCUGGAGGAGCUCUUUUAUGACCACGGGGUCAAUUGGAUAUAAAGUCUAAGGUUCAGGAGUUUCUGUGUAUUUCUCCAUAUGGGAGGCUAUUGUUACUCCUCCAGACUAACUGGCCAUGAGAGAUCACUUUGCCUAAAAAUUCAAAGCAGGCUCCUCGAAUUACUUUAGAUAUAGGAAGAGGAAAGUGUGUUGAGAAGGUCCCUGGGCUAAAAACAAGUGUACUUUAUAUCACAAUGCAGUGUGAACAGUAAACAGAGUAAAAAAAGUUAACAUACUAGACAUACAGAAGAGCAGCAGUCUUGCAAGAGUGAUAUUAACUGAGCAAGAAACAAAUA
Molecule: messenger RNA, 4956 nt
Organism: Passer domesticus (house sparrow)
Lineage: Eukaryota; Metazoa; Chordata; Aves; Passeriformes; Passeridae
Gene: TRAPPC13
Product: trafficking protein particle complex subunit 13
Exons: 14
Coding region: 16-1344 (442 amino acids)
Cellular component (GO): TRAPPIII protein complex
Source: RefSeq, a predicted model, not a curated record